Pimephales promelas (fathead minnow) is the source of this 1420-nucleotide messenger RNA. The record is from RefSeq and is a predicted model, not a curated record. NCBI's taxonomy places the organism in Eukaryota, Metazoa, Chordata, Actinopteri, Cypriniformes, Leuciscidae.
CUUGUCUCUCUCUCCCUCUCGCUCUCGUUCUCUCUCUCGAGCACCGCCCCCUUUCUUUUCCUUUUUCCUCCCUGGCUUCCACCUGCUUCACACUAGAGAUUCGCCAGAGCGCGUCAGUGCGCGUAAACCACGGGGAACGGAACGGAUCAGUACACAGUGCGCAUCCCUCUUCACCAUCCAGCUGCACUUUUCUUUUCCGCGUCGCAAAGAUUUGCCACAAUGUUGCUUUCUGCACUUUUAUCAUAAUCCAUCAAUGGAUUAAACCCGUGGAUGCAGAUGAAACCGAUCAUCAAAGAAGACAGAAGAAGAGGAUCAAACGAUCAAGGAGUUAUGUUUCAAACAGUCAUCUAUAAAGGGAGCCAUUAGCAUAUGUCAAGAGAGCAUUUACAUAAGGGCCAUAUUUAGGCUGGUGUUUCAGUACAGAGCCAGUCACAUCCAGAGAGCACAGGAGGAGAGAAGCCGCAUAAGCUUGUGUGCUGGAGUGCGUAAGAGAGAGUAUUGGAUACACAGGGGACCGGAGCAAAGGGGAGUAGCCUGGAAGGUCGAGAGAGCAUGUGCUAAAGCGAGAGCUAGAGAGAGAGAGAGCGAGAGAGAAUCGGAUGUAAACACGCAUUGACUGUCAAAGCCGCAAGCAGUGACUGCGCAAAACACUAGGGAAAGAGAAACCACAGGGGCUCUCCUCACGGCAACUUUUCUUCGACUGUCGGUGAUGGGUGCAGUCGGUGAGCUGGUGGGCAGCUUCUCUCACGGCUUGGAGAGCUUUGCGCACGGGUCUCAUUUCGUCCUCACGCCCCCCGGGGACUCCGGUGCUCUGGUGAACGAGCACAUCGUCUCCGCCGAGCGCCUGUCACGCAGCACUUCACCGGACCUGACGCAUCUGAAAGGGAUCCUCCGUCGGCGGCAGCUUUACUGCAGGACCGGCUUCCACCUCGAGAUAUUACAGGACGGUUCGGUGCAAGGCACGAGAAAAGACCACAGCAGAUUUGGUAUAUUGGAAUUCAUUAGCCUCGCUGUGGGGAUGGUGAGCAUCCGUGGCGUGGAUAGCGGAUUGUAUCUGGGAAUGAACAGCAAGGGUGAACUGUACGGAUCUGAAAAGCUGACAGCGGAGUGUGUGUUCAGGGAGCAGUUUGAGGAGAACUGGUACAACACUUACUCUUCGAACCUGUAUCGGCACGGCGAACGAGGAUCCCAUUAUUACGUAGCCCUCAACAAAGACGGAACGUCUCGGGAUGGAGCCCGCUCUCGGAGGCACCAGCGCUUCACGCAUUUCUUGCCACGGCCUGUGGAUCCAGAGCGCGUUCCUGAGCUCUACAAGGAGAUACUAGGUCACAGUUGAAACCACUGAACCUCAAAUUCAAACCCAAAAAAGCACCUGCAUGCCAUGCUCUUUAUCCCCCCCCCAAGACAGACCUGUCUCAGG